UGAAAACAUUUUCUCAGCACAGCUGGGAAAAGCUCAAGCACACAAAGCUUUUUCUAAAUAGAAUCACACAUUUUCUCUGUAGCAUGCAACUGUUAUUAAUGAUCAACUAUAUAGAAAUGAAUGUAAAGAGAAUGCUGCUGCACUUGGAAGUAAGAGACAUUGUGUACCAGAACCAAUUUACGAUAAAAGUAUGCCCCCACAAGGGUCCACUGCAACACUUCACUUCCUACACCACUUGCCCCGUCUUCCCUGUUAUUGAGUGGUCGGUUGCUGUCCACCGUGCUGAAAUGGUUAUCCACUGACCAGAAGUUUCUCUACGUCCCCACUGCCCUCCCCUUAAAGAUUUCAGGACGGUCAUCCUUUUAAACGGCUCAAUUACUCUAAUCCUGAUUCAAGGCUGACCACAGCAGGUAGCUAGCAACCUGUAGAGUGUGUUACGAGUUUAUUACUAUUCUUGUUCCAUUUUUAUCUGGGCAUACAUGGUCAAAAAGAUGCUGCAUUGGAUCAAAUAAAUAAGAAGAUCAGAUUUCAUGAGUAAUUUGCUGUCGAAAUUAAUGGGCAAGGAUGUCCCAAUUACCGGUGUGGCGCACUGACACGAUUCGGAAAUGGUUUGCUAACUCUUAAGUGUGUGUUUUGUUAAUAGUCAAUACGCGAUGCACAGCCAAUUUUGAAAUUGGUUGUCAGUCAAACUCUGCAACUUGCACAACUAUUUGAUGGUGGCUCUUUCCCUGAAGGCAUAUUGUGGUUUUGAACUGCGACAUGGCAGGAAAAGAGGAUGGCAUCUCCUUGGCUGGCUCGGUUGUCGGGGACAAGUCCGACACCCUUGGCUCUACUGCCUCGGGCAAGAAGAGAGGUGGAGGACAGAAGAAGCAGAUGCAAGCCAACAAAUCUGCUCUCCGAGCUCCUCGAGCUCUCUGCUGCCUCACCCUCAGUAACCCCAUCCGCAUGGCUGCCUUGGCCCUUGUUGAAUGGAAAUAUCCUUCAAUGAUACCUUUUGAUAUUUUCAUUCUACUUGCUAUCUUUGCCAACUGUGUGGCCCUCGGUGUAUCUAAACCCUUCCCAGAGGAGGACUCCAAUUCCACCAACCACAACCUGGAACAAGUUGAGUACAUCUUCCUAGUUAUCUUUACCAUUGAGACCUUCACUAAGAUCCUGGCCUAUGGCUUGGUUAUGCACCCCAGCGCCUACAUCCGCAGUGGCUGGAAUUUGCUUGAUUUUGUCAUUGUCGUCGUCGGGUUGUUCAGUGUGGUUGCUGAGGGGACGGCUGACCACAAGCCUGGAGAUUCCCACCAUGCAGCAGGCAAACCAGGAGGACUGGAUGUCAAAGCUCUUAGAGCCUUUAGGGUGCUGCGACCCCUUAGGCUGGUGUCUGGAGUGCCCAGUCUCCAGAUUGUCUUGAACUCCAUCAUGAAAGCCAUGGUUCCUCUGCUGCACAUUGGUCUGCUGGUCAUGUUUGUCAUCAUCAUCUAUGCCAUCAUCGGCCUGGAGCUCUUCCUCGGCAGGAUGCACAAAACCUGUUUCUAUGUGGGCACAGAACUGAAUGUGGAUGAUGACCCCACACCGUGUGCAUUUGCUGGAAAUGGGAGGGAAUGUGUGGGCAACGGGACAGAGUGCAGAGGACCGUGGGAGGGGCCUAACGGUGGGAUCACCAACUUCGACAACAUAUUUUUUGCCAUGUUGACUGUGUUCCAGUGUAUCACCAUGGAGGGCUGGACCGAUGUGCUCUACUGGAUGAAUGAUGCAAUUGGCUUUGAGAUGCCCUGGGUCUACUUUGUCUCUCUGGUCAUCUUUGGCUCGUUUUUCGUACUCAACCUAGUAUUGGGAGUGUUGAGCGGAGAGUUCUCCAAGGAAAGAGAGAAGGCUGUGGCUCGUGGAGAGCUGCAGGACGCCCAGAAUAAGAAGCAGAUGGAGGAGGAUAUGUGUGGUUACAUGGACUGGCUCAUCGAGGCCGAGGAUGUGGACGAGGAAGGAAACAAACGUGCUGCUGUUGCCAAGAAGAAAAUGAUGAAGAAGUUUGGCUGGUAUAAACACAGCGAGGAUGGAGAAUCGGAUUCAGACUCUGAAUUUGGAGCAUAUUUAGAUGACGACAAUGGCUGCUGUGCAUCUCUAAUGGCUAAAAUGAUGGCCAACAGUUUCUGUGAUCAGCUAUGCCAACUGAACCAUGCCUUUCGGAAAAACUGUCGUGUAGCUGUCAAAUCCCAGAACUUCUAUUGGCUGGUGCUUCUUCUGGUGUUUCUCAACACAGCAGCCAGCGCCUCUGAACACUACGGCCAGCCCAAGUGGCUCACCGAGAUGCAGGAGCGGGCCAAUAAGAUCCUCUUGAUGUUGUUCACGCUGGAGAUGCUGUUGAAGAUGUACAGUUUCGGUUUCCAGAUCCACUUCUUGGCUCUGUUUAACCGCUUCGACUGCUUUGUGGUGUGUGGUGGCAUCCUGGAGACGGUCCUGGUUGAGUUGCAGAUCAUCCCUCCCAUCGGCAUCUCUGUGCUGCGCUGUGUCCGCCUGCUCAGGGUGUUCAAAGUGACACGGCACUGGGCAGCCCUGUCAAACCUGGUCAAUUCACUGCUCAACUCCAUGAAGGCUAUCUGCUCUCUACUGCUCCUGCUCUUCCUCUUUCUAAUCAUCUUCUCCCUGCUGGGUAUGCAGCUGUUUGGGGGCAAAUUCAACUUUGAUGAGACUCAGAUGAAGAGGAGCACGUUUGACACUUUCCCCCAGGCCCUGCUCACCUGCUUCCAGAUCCUUACAGGAGAGGACUGGAAUGCAGUGAUGUAUGAUGGGAUCAUGGCUUAUGGCGGGCCAGUCUUCCCACAGAUGAUCGUGUGCAUCUACUUUGUCUCCCUCUUUGUUGUCGGUAACUAUAUCCUGCUCAAUGUCUUCUUGGCUAUCGCUGUGGACAAUUUGGCAGGAGAUGGUGGAAAAAAGAAAGUAGAAGAGAAAAAGGAGGAGGAAGAGGACUGGGACGAUGACGAAGACAAAGAGGAAGAUGCAGCGAAUGAGAUGGAUGACUGGGAGGAGAAUGAGGAGUUGAGAGCCAUUGAGGGUCUGGAGGGAAUUAUGCCUGUGAAGCCUGAAUUUUCCGCUCCAAAAGAGAAGAUUGAACCCAUUCCAGAUGGUAGCUCCUUCUUCAUUCUUGGAAAGAGAAACUGCCUCCGAGUGGCCUGUCACAACCUCAUCCACCACUCCUACUUCACCAACCUCAUCCUUGUCUUCAUCAUCGCCAGUAGCAUUUCUCUGGCUGCUGAGGAUCCAAUCAGAGCUCACUCCUUUAGGAACAACAUGCUUGGCUAUGCUGACUAUGCAUUCACCUCCAUAUUCACUGUGGAAAUUAUAUUGAAGGUGACAGUUUUCGGUGCGUUCCUUCAUCCUGGAUCGUUCUGUAGGAAUGCCUUUAAUCUUCUGGACCUACUGGUUGUCAGUGUGUCGCUCGCGUCCUUCUUCCUCCAUUCCAGCGCUAUUUCUGUGGUCAAGAUUUUCAGGGUACUCAAAGUGCUCAGGCCUCUUCGAGCAAUCAACAGAGCCAAAGGACUCAAGAAUGUAGUGCAGUGCGUGUUUGUGGCAAUCAAAACAAUCGGAAACAUCUUGAUCGUCACAACGCUCCUCCAGUUCAUGUUUGCCUGUAUUGGAGUGCAGCUCUUCAAGGGAAGAUUCUACAGUUGCACUGAUGAAGCUAAACACACUCCAUAUGAGUGCAUGGGGACGUUUGUGGUGUAUAAGGACGGUGAUAUGAAUCACCCUAUGGUGAGAGAGAGGAAAUGGCAAAACGGUGAAUUCAACUUUGACAAUGUGCUGCAGGGCAUGCUGGCCCUGUUCACUGUGUCUACAUUUGAAGGCUGGCCGCAGCUACUGUACAAGGCCAUCGACGCCAAUGCAGCGAACCAUGGCCCUAUUUACAACUACCGUGUGGAAAUCUCCAUAUUCUUCAUCAUCUACAUCAUCAUCAUCGCCUUCUUCAUGAUGAACAUCUUCGUGGGCUUCGUCAUCAUCACGUUCCGUGAACAGGGAGAAUCUGAGUUCAAAAACUGUGAACUGAACAAAAAUCAAAGACAGUGUGUGCAGUACGCUCUGAAAGCCAAGCCCAUCAAGAUCUACAUUCCCAGAAACCCAUCCCAGCUAAAGUUCUGGAAAAUCAUCGCCUCCAGCCAGUUUGAAUACAUCAUGUUUGUCUUAAUUCUUCUCAACACCCUCACCUUGGCUGUGCAGCAUUAUGAGCAGUCUAAAACAUUCAACUCUGUGAUGGACAUCCUCAACUUGAUCUUCACAGCCCUAUUUACCAUAGAGAUGGUCAUCAAGCUACUGGCUCUCAGAACACAUCAAUAUUUCAUUGAUGCUUGGAACACCUUUGAUGCUCUGAUAGUUGUGGGCAGUGUGCUAGACAUCAUGGUCUCAGAGCUUAGUGGUGGAGAUGAGGAUGGAGAAGCCAUUGAGGCCGCAGCCAAAGCCGCAGCUGUAGCUGUACCUGGAGCUCCACCCGGGGCCAAGAAGGAAAGCGGAAAAGUGUCCAUCACAUUCUUCCGUUUGUUCCGAGUCUUGCGAUUGGUCAAGCUGCUCAGCAAAGGGGAGGGCAUUCGAACCCUCCUCUGGGCUUUUGUCAAGUCCCUCCAGGCCUUGCCAUAUGUCGGUCUCCUUAUUGCUAUGAUCUUCUUCAUCUACGCUGUGAUCGGCAUGCAGACAUUUGGAAAGAUUGCUAUAGAUGACAACUCGCAUAUCAACAGGAACAACAACUUUCAGACCUUCUUCAUGUCUGUCCUACUGCUCUUCAGGUGUGCAACCGGAGAACAGUGGCAGGAGAUCAUGUUGGCAGCGUUGCCAGGGAGACGCUGUGACCCCGAGUCAGACUUUGAGCCCGGGGAGGAGAGCAUGUGCGGCAGCAACCUGGCCUACAUCUACUUCAUCAGCUUCUUCAUGCUCUGCGCUUUCCUGAUCAUUAACUUGUUCAUUGCUGUCAUCAUGGACAACUUUGAGUACCUGACCAGGGAUUGGACCGUACUGGGUACUCAUCACCUGGACGAGUUCAAACGAGUCUGGUCAGAUUAUGACCCAGAGGCCACGGGUCGAAUCAAACAUAUCGAUGUGGUCACUAUGCUGCGCAGGAUCCAGCCACCCCUUGGUUUUGGCAAACUGUGCCCCCAUCGUGUGGCCUGCAAGAGGCUGGUUGCUAUGAACGUGCCGCUGCACAGCGAUGGGACAGUCACCUUCAACGCUACCCUGUUUGCGCUGGUCAGAACCUCACUCAAGAUCAAGACUGACGGGCCUGUUGACCAGGACAACGAGGAGCUCAGGGCCAUCAUUAAGAAGAUAUGGAAGCGCACUAAACCCAAGCUCCUUGAAGAGGUCAUUCCACCCCCUAGAGGGGAAGAGGUCACUUGUGGGAAGUUCUAUGCCAGCUUCUUGAUCCAGGACUACUUUAAGAAGUUCCGCAAGAGGAAGGAGCGGGAGAGGAAAAAGAAGGGAAAGGACAAGAAAGACUCUCUCCAGGCAGGGCUACGGUCACUGCAGGCACUUGCCCCAGAGUUGCAUCUGGCCUUGGCAAUGGAGGGAGAGGAGGAGGAGGGUAUGGAGGGAGAGUUGGACGAAGAGUUUUUCAAAAAUGAAAAUGUUUUUGAAGACCCAGGCACCUCUGCCACCAAUACUUCCUCCACCACUCCCAUACCAGGUGACAUGGAGGAGUCCACCACCAUCGUUUUCAUGGAGCCCUUCGUCGAGCCCACUAUAUUCAGCGACGUGGUCACAGAACAACCAUCAACAGCCAGUGAGAGAUCAGAAUCAGCUCUGUCAUCCUUUGAUGUGGUGGUUGAACAGCCAACGAGAUCUGAGGCCCUCCUUCCUCCAGAAGAAGCACCAGCCCCAUCCCCGCCCCACCCAGCCGCAUCACCACCAAAAGCAGCCCCACCCCCACCACAGAUUGCUUCUCCGCCACAAAUGUUUGCCCAAUCCCAACCUCAAAUAGUGAUAGCCCCACCAGAACCAGAGGCAGCUCAAAUAGUGUUAGAGGCAGCCGCUGCCCCACCUCAACAUGAGCUAGUGAUAGAGGGAAGAGGAGGUGAAACUUAUGCUGCACAGCAGGUGUACUACCAACAGUACCCAGUGGGCAUGCUAACAAACAACGGGUAUGCAUAUCAAGAGCAACCUGCAGCAUCCCAUAUCCCACCAGAGUACAUGCAGAGUCAUGCUCCUAACUUCACCAAUGGGAGUGUUGCAGGAGUACCCUACGGAAAUGGAAAUGGCAUGAAUGGAAAUGGCUAUAAUGGCGCUAUGAAUGGUAUGAAUGGAGGUAGCGUGAGUGGCUACACCGGUAAUGGUUACAUAGGAAACGGCUACAAUGGAAAUGGCUACAAUGGCAACGGCUACAAUGGAAACGGAUUGGAGCCGUAUGUCCGGAGACGUGUUCUUCCUCCCACUCCUGCAGGUCGUAAGCCGCCCUCUUUUAACAUCCAGUGUCUGCGGGCACAGCACAGCGCGGGUGACAUCCCCAUCCCUGGCACAUAUGAGAGUAACUCACCCCCAUGCAGAUCCAGACUGACCCUUGACUCCCGCCGCAGCAGUGUCUCCUCCAUAUCCUCGGCCUCCUGGGCCAACAAUGGAGGAGGACCUGCAGGGUCAAUGCCAGAAGCAGGGGUGUCAGCAACAUCAGCAGCAGCCGCAAAGAGAGGGCGUCUGCUCUACGCCCCUCUGAUGCUGGUGGAUGAGGCCGGGGGCACCCAGCAGCUGUGGGGAGACAGGACCCAGGCCACCUCCAGCCUCCCUGCUAUUGCAACUAGGCCCAGUGGCUGGUACCCUGGAGCCCCAACACUCCCCAUGCACACGCCACAGAACAGGAGCUACACUAACGGCAGAGUGCCCUCCCAGAUCAGCCAAAGACUCAUAGAGAAAGGCAGUGCAAACAGCCUGGUGGAGUCGAUCCUGAUAUCAGAAGGCUUGGGCCUCUAUGCAAGAGACCCAAAGUUUGUGAACUUCGCCAAGCGGGAGAUCGCUGACGCAUGUAACAUGACCAUUGAUGAGAUGGAAAACGCAGCCACAGAUCUGCUGACCCGUUCUACUGGACAGCCAAUAGGACGCUUCGAGGAGGAGCUGGCAGAUGAGAUGAACUGUGUGAUUUCCUACUGAGAGAGAGGAAACAGAGAGAGAGAGGGAGGGAGGGAGGGAGAGUAGGAGGGCAAUGAGAUAGAGCCUUACCUCUCCAUCAUCAUGGGGGGGGGGGGUAAGAAUGCUGUCGCAAGCUAUUGAUCUUAGGAAACGGUCUAUAUCUCUUUGAUCAUGCUAUUUUUCUUUUCCAGAUCUUCUCAGUUAAUUUGGCUUUGUUGAAAGCAUCAGUGUGUCUUGAACAAGAGUCUGAAAGAACCAUUGUGAAUUAGACAGCAUAUACAGUACAGAGCCCAACUAUUGAGGUUUGGCCUCAAUACUCUUUACACAUUAUUCUAAUGUAAGAGUGUACUGUACUAUAGCCUGCCGAACAUGAUUGCAAUUCGUAUUCUACUAUGAAGUAGUUUAUCGCUAUUUUCAAAAGCGGCAUUUUUGGAUUGUAUUUCCAUUUUUGGUACUGUUCUAGAAUUACUGUCACUUAUACACCCAAAUCAUACAAUAACCCUGCUAGGGUCAUAAAAACAUAUUAAAAGCUGGCAUAAAUCAAAAAAACAAAAAAAUGAAAUACAGUACAUGUCUAUAGUUCAAGUGAGCUCCACUUGUAACCAUAGAUAAUGAAAAUGGGUUUAUGUGUGUCAUGUCAGUUGCCCAGUGAAGCAUUAGCAUAGCAUUAACAGUAGACUUUUGAACCAUGUCAUGUCAUAUGAACCUUUCUAGCGCAGGGGUUUCGCUAGCGGAACACCUCGACAACAUUCCGCUGAAGAGGCAGCUCACGAAAUUCAAAAAUAUUUUUUUGAAAUAUGUAACUUUCACACAUGAACAAGUCCAAUACAGCAAAUGAAAGAUAAACAUCUUGUUAAUCUACCCAUUGUUAAUCUACCCAUUGACUAAUGAUGAUAAAUACAAUCCACCUGUGUGUAAUCAAGUCUCCGUAUAAAUGCACCUGCACUGUGAUAGUCUCAGAGGUCCAGUAUCUCGGACCUGCCUGGUGUGUUCCUUGUUCUUCAUGAUGCUCACUGCGCUUUUAACGGACCUCUGAGACUAUCACAGCGCAGGUGCAUUUAUACGGAGACUUGAUUACACACAGGUGGAUUGUAUUUAUCAUCAUUAGUCAUUUUGGUCAACAUUGGAUCAUUCAGAGAUCCUCACUGAACUUCUGGAGAGAGUUUGCUGCACUGAAAGUAAAGGGGCUGAAUAAUUUUGCACGCCCAAUUUUUCAGUUUUUGAUUUGUUAAAAAAGUUUGAAAUAUCCAAUAAAUGUCGUUCCACUUCAUGAUUGUGUCCCACUUGUUGUUG
This is a messenger RNA of Oncorhynchus nerka (sockeye salmon), 8373 nucleotides long. RefSeq names its product voltage-dependent L-type calcium channel subunit alpha-1D-like. Gene Ontology annotation, biological process: calcium ion import across plasma membrane. Gene Ontology annotation, molecular function: high voltage-gated calcium channel activity. Lineage: Eukaryota; Metazoa; Chordata; Actinopteri; Salmoniformes; Salmonidae. The transcript has 48 exons. The record is from RefSeq and is a predicted model, not a curated record. Gene Ontology annotation, cellular component: membrane; voltage-gated calcium channel complex. Bases 760 to 7101 code for a protein of 2113 amino acids.